AUGCCUUUUGCACAGUUGGUUAUUGGCCCUCCGGGUGCCGGAAAGUCGACCUAUUGCAAUGGCAUGCAUCAAUUUCUAGGCGCAAUCGGCCGCAAAUGCUCUAUCGUGAACCUCGACCCCGCCAACGACAAGACCUCGUAUCCAUGUGCGCUGGACGUACGCGACCUUGUGACACUGGAGGAGAUUAUGGAAGAUGACAAGCUUGGUCCGAAUGGAGGUGUCUUAUACGCUCUUGAGGAGCUUGAAAAGAACUUCGACUGGUUAGAGGAGGGGCUGAAGGAGCUUGGAGAUGACUACAUUCUAUUUGAUUGUCCUGGUCAAGUCGAACUCUUCACACACCACUCUUCAUUACGGAAUAUCUUCUUCAGGAUCCAGAAAAUGGGCGUUCGGCUUAUAGUUAUCCACCUCGUCGACUCAUACACUCUUACUCUCCCGUCAAUGUACAUCUCCGCCCUCCUCCUUUCCCUCCGCGCCAUGCUCCAACUCGACCUCCCACACCUGAACGUCCUUACAAAAAUUGAUAACCUCUCAAACUACGCCCCUCUACCUUUCAAUUUGGACUAUUACACAGAAGUGCAAGACCUAUCCUAUCUACUCCCACAUCUGGAAGCCGAAUCGUCCCGGUUAUCUCACGCGAAGUUCGGCGCCUUGAACCAGACGAUCAUCGACCUCGUCGAGGAAUUCGCACUCGUUGGAUUCGAGACGCUGGCCGUUGAAGAUAAGAAGAGUAUGAUGAGUCUGCUUAACGCCAUUGAUCGUAUCUCCGGAUAUGCGUUUGGUCCCGCCGAGGGCGCGAAUGAUACCGUCUGGAAGGUUGCAGUCCGCGAGGGCAUGGGCAUUACUGAUGUCCGGGAUGUGCAGGAGCGGUGGCUUGAUGCGAAAGAUGAAUACGAUGAACUUGAAGAGCAGGAGUUGGAAGAGGAAGUACGGGUGCGCAAUGCCGCAAGCCAGGUUGAAAAGACCGGUGCACCCGAAACAGACGACGCCAUGGCUAGUGAUGAUGAUGGUAACUUCUACGACGAGGAAGUGGAAAAGUGGAAGGCCAACAUGCCAGAUCAUGGCAUAAAGGUGCAUCGCAAGUCAUGA
Messenger RNA from Penicillium nucicola, 1086 nucleotides. Its product is annotated as GTPase GPN2. Bases 1 to 1086 code for a protein of 361 amino acids. The transcript has 3 exons. NCBI's taxonomy places the organism in Eukaryota, Fungi, Ascomycota, Eurotiomycetes, Eurotiales, Aspergillaceae. Gene Ontology annotation, molecular function: GTPase activity. Gene Ontology annotation, cellular component: cytoplasm. The record is from RefSeq and is a predicted model, not a curated record.